AUGGCAGCGCCAAAGCCACGCUUCUUCCUCGGCUCAAAGCGCGGCGGCGCCGCUCCUUCCUCCGCAUCCCGCACCUCGACUCCAUCCUCAUCAGCUCGCGCGACACCCUCCUCGUCAAAGGUUCCGCCGCCGCCUGCGGAUGCGCCAAUACUCGGAGCGGAUGGAGAUAGAAGGAUGCAAGAGUUCUCGAGCCCGGACGACGUUUGCCCCGUGUGCAAGGUUGACCGGUACCUCAACCCGAAACUGAGGCUCAUGGUCAGCAAGUGCUACCACAAGAUGUGCGAAUCCUGCCUCGACCGCCUCUUCUCCCUCGGCCCCGAACCCUGUCCCGUCUGUGGCCAAACCAUCCGCAAGUCGCAGUUCCAGCCCCAGAUCUUUGAGAACCUCGAGGUGCAGAAGGAGGUUGCGGUGCGGAAACGGACGGCGAAGAUCUUCAACAAAUCACGCGAAGACUUCCCCUCCGACGCAGCAUACAACGACUACCUCGAAGAAUACGAAUCAAUCACCUUCUCCCUAAUCCACGCCAUCGGGUCCGACCUCGCCGCGACAGAAGCGAAAAUCCGAGCAUAUGAGUUGCAGAACCGGCAGAGUAUUGAGGACAAUGAGGAGAGGAGGGAGAGGGAGAAGGCGGAAUUGGAGGCGAGGGAGAAGGGGGAGAGGGAGUGGAGGGAGUUGGAGAGGAGACGGUAUAUGGAGGAGGAGGAGCGGUUGGCGAAGGAGAAGGAGGCGGACAGGCGGAAGGUGCUGCAGCUGCUCGAAUCGGGCACAGCCGAUGCCGCCAGCAUCGUCGCCGCCUCUCGAAAACGCUCCUCCGCCCGCGACGCCUUCCCCUCGACCGACGAAGCCGGCAUUCCCCGCCUCAAAUUCCUCGCCAACCUGACCAACAAAUCACACUCUCCCUCCUCCGAGCCCGAAGAACCGCUCGACGCGCUCGACCCGCUGGACAACGAGACGCUGUACGACUCGUACGACGCGCUGUAUACAAUCUUCCCUCGACUAUCGGUCGCGAGGGAGAGUGGGGGAAAGUCGUAUGAUCCUGGCGUUGGUGCGUUGGUCAAGGAGGCGGGAACGGCGGAUGAGGGCGGGUUCAGGGUCGAGGAGGUCUGGGAGAAGGCGGUUAGGAGUGCGGUGGCGGGGUUGUGGGAUGCGCCGCUGGGCUGGGAGGAUCCGGGAAUGAGUGCAGAGGGGAACGGCGUGGCGGCGACUGCCAUGCAGGUUGACGUUGCGGGAUGA
Rhodotorula toruloides NP11 is the source of this 1233-nucleotide messenger RNA. RefSeq names its product RNA polymerase II transcription factor b subunit 3. Gene Ontology annotation, biological process: positive regulation of cyclin-dependent protein serine/threonine kinase activity; regulation of transcription by RNA polymerase II; nucleotide-excision repair. NCBI's taxonomy places the organism in Eukaryota, Fungi, Basidiomycota, Microbotryomycetes, Sporidiobolales, Sporidiobolaceae. Gene Ontology annotation, molecular function: cyclin-dependent protein serine/threonine kinase activator activity. Gene Ontology annotation, cellular component: transcription factor TFIIH holo complex. The record is from RefSeq and is a predicted model, not a curated record. The transcript has 4 exons. Bases 1 to 1233 code for a protein of 410 amino acids.